Messenger RNA from Drosophila erecta, 1295 nucleotides. It is a transcript of the gene Tengl4, whose product is annotated as endonuclease G, mitochondrial. Gene Ontology annotation, molecular function: nucleic acid binding; metal ion binding; single-stranded DNA endonuclease activity. The transcript is spliced from 3 exons. The record is from RefSeq and is a predicted model, not a curated record. Bases 76 to 1215 code for a protein of 379 amino acids. Gene Ontology annotation, cellular component: mitochondrial inner membrane; nucleus. NCBI's taxonomy places the organism in Eukaryota, Metazoa, Arthropoda, Insecta, Diptera, Drosophilidae. Gene Ontology annotation, biological process: apoptotic DNA fragmentation.
UGUCUAUUUUAAUUUAUAUACAGUCCAACAGUGCCGAAGUGCAGUUUUGCACACCUUAACUUAAGCAUUCAGACAAUGUCAACUUAUGUAGCCGUUGCAUUGUGUGCAAUAUCGGGAGUAUCCUGUUUUAUUCUCGGAGCUAUUGUGCAACAACAUAUUUCAUUUAGAAAAAUUAAAUCUGUCAUGGUUAAUGAUCCGUAUGUCUAUCAAUGCCGUCGACAAAUUUUUAGGGCAUUAGCGAUGUUUGGGGAUUCGUCUAAAAAGUCAACUACAAGUGCAGAAACUGAGCAGUCAAAAAGUGGUGGAGAAGAGCAUGGGAGUAGCAAAGGAUUUUCAGAAGGACAAGAUCCUGGUAGUGUAUCCAUAUUCGACCACUUUGUACUAUGGAGUCGGACCAAGACGCAUAAAGCAAUGUCUUACAUGACAUUUUUAGUCGGGCCAGAUGGAAACCCACAUGAGAAACUUGAACUUGUAGCUGGCAUUAUGAAGUAUGGAUUUCCCGGUAUGGAUGAUAUACACGUCUACAAAAACUUUGUGCUGUCGUACGAUCGUCGCAAUCGUAUUGCCCAUUGGGUAUGCGAACACGUCAGAGACGAGUGCCUAAUUUCCAGGGAUCAAAAGACUUUAAAUAAGCCAAAUGCGUACAUAGCAGACAGUACCAUACCGACGACAUUCAGUGCAAAUAUGCGAGACUUCAAGAACACCGAUUGGGUUGGUGGACACUUGGCCUCUCCUCAAAACUACAAAUGCGAUGUGCUUAUGUUCCUGGAGACCUACAAGUUUUCCAACAUCGUGCCCAUUAAUCGUGGGCUCAAAAACCACAUUUGGUUCCGUUUGGAAAACUAUGUUCGGGAAAUGGCGCUCGAAUACGGUUCCGUUCAUGUCUAUACCGGUCCCAUGUUUAUGCCCCAAAGGAUUACGUUCAGGAACUGGUCCGUUCGUUACCAUGUAAUGGGCAUGAACACGGUUGCUGUUCCAACGCACUUUUUCAAAAUCAUCAUUAGGGAGAAUACGUGUAAUAGUGAUUUGCCCAUUAUGGAAGGUUAUGUUGUGCCCAAUGCCUAUCUGGACAAUGAUAUGGAUCUGCGUUCGUUUUUAUCCGAUAUCCGUGAUAUUGAACACUUCGCAGGACUCAAAUUUUGUGACGGCCAGCAGCGCGAUCCAAUUGAUUUGCCUGUCAGAGGGCCUUCGAUGACGGAUUUUCAGGAUGAGUAAAGUGUACACAUGUAUUACACGUUUUAUAACUAAAUAAUAUACUCAGCCAACAAGUUUAAUAAGUUAUUCUUGUAGCCUAU